GAUUUCCACAGAUUUGUCCUUUCCAUGACUUGUUAACAAUAUUGUUUCAAUUUUUAAUUGGACAUAUGUUACAGCAACAAUUCCGACUCUCGUACACGAUGAAAAACGAUAAUUCGGGUCUAUUUAGCGUUAGUCCAACGCGAUGACAAAUUCAGCGAGAGACGAUACCGUGCUUGGUUUUUUCCUCAUAUCGAAUAUUUGCGAUCAGCCGUUUCCUGUCGUUAAUUCUGCUGUAUAGAAAGGGUAAAAUAAACCAUCCUACGUCGCGGAUAACCAAUGAUUGACAGAUAUCUUCGUUGCUCUUUUAGUUCCCGGAUUGAAGCACCUCGUGCGGAGAAUUUUACCGCGCAAUUGGCAAUUUAGCACGCGCGCGCAGUUCGCGCAAGCGCCGAGGAAUUUUCGAGCUUUCGAAGCGGUUGAAACACGUCCGCCCUUUUCCUCCCUGUCCUCGUUUCUCUCUCCUUCUAUUCCUCUUUGUAUUCCUCUAUUACUCUCUCUCUAUUCUCUUCCUCUCCUCUCCUCUCGACCCGCUGCACCGGCUGUCGUUAUAUGUACCUACAUGUGCACUUCGAAGAGUUCGUCGCCGCCGCCGGCGUCGUUGUCGCGGUUUCUUGGCCGCGGUGCCGCACACAAAGAUACGUUGGGAAUCUCGACUAUUCCGUUUCGGAGGAUUUGCUCUGCGCCCUAUUCUCACAAAUUGGGAAUGUCAGGGGAUGCAAAGUCAUCAGAGAGAAACGCACGAGGUCGCAGAAAAUCUUAGCGCAGGCGUCGGCGCGAUGCGCACGAGUAGCAAAAAGUGCGCGCGCGCAUCCACGCGGAUCAGAGCGGGAACACAACGACAUACACACGUAGGUGAUGAUCCUAAUCUCGUGUGUAGAAUUAUACGGUCGGAACGUUUCACGAAGGUGGUUCCAGAUCGUGACUACAUCGCACAGCUAUUUGGGAAAUGAAACUAAACACAAAGAAGUUAACAAAUACGAAGAUUUUAACGAAAGAUAAUUCUUCCUCUGCCUGGGAACGCGUGUAACAAAACUCGCCAGACGUUACGUGAACUGUUUCAAAAAAAAAAAAAAAAAGAACUCGAGGCGCGGUACGACACGGAAA
Messenger RNA from Neodiprion fabricii, 1104 nucleotides. RefSeq names its product polyadenylate-binding protein, cytoplasmic and nuclear-like. The transcript is spliced from 4 exons. Bases 550 to 852 code for a protein of 100 amino acids. The record is from RefSeq and is a predicted model, not a curated record. NCBI's taxonomy places the organism in Eukaryota, Metazoa, Arthropoda, Insecta, Hymenoptera, Diprionidae. Gene Ontology annotation, molecular function: RNA binding.